Molecule: messenger RNA, 3359 nt
Organism: Gekko japonicus
Lineage: Eukaryota; Metazoa; Chordata; Lepidosauria; Squamata; Gekkonidae
Gene: CSGALNACT2
Product: chondroitin sulfate N-acetylgalactosaminyltransferase 2
Exons: 8
Coding region: 478-2103 (541 amino acids)
Cellular component (GO): Golgi cisterna membrane
Molecular function (GO): glucuronosyl-N-acetylgalactosaminyl-proteoglycan 4-beta-N-acetylgalactosaminyltransferase activity
Source: RefSeq, a predicted model, not a curated record
CUUAAUUUUGCUGAUUCAGAUUUCGAAGAAGGGGGAGAGAGAGAGAAGCGCGGUCACUAAGUGCCAGAGGAAAAUAUCUCAGACUGUCCAGCAAAAAUCACAGUCCCAGUAUUGGAUGACACAUUUUUCAGCUGACUUCUUUCUGCAGAUGAAGGCAUUAUGGAUCCCAUAACUCCAUGCUUGUGUGCUUAGACAAAUUGUCCCGAACAGCAUGGAGGCUGACAGUUCAGACUGUAGCUACACACAGUAAUGGAAGAUGUAAUAAUACUGGAUUUUGGGAUCUCCACAGUAUUGCUUGAACAAGACGAGAUUUCUUUGGGGGGGGGGGAAUGGCUUGCACAGAAAUGGAUGUAUUUGGACACUGGAGAGAAUCGUUUUGACUCCUCUUUGAAACCAUGUCUCCCUGCGAGUAAUACAAGCAAGAUAUGACCAAAAAUAUCAGCUGCUUAGUUGGAAGACAACGAACGGGCUCUGAGGAUGACCAGAAGGGGCUUUCUGUUUCAAGCCAGGACUCGAUGGCUACUGGUGGGUCUUGCUUUACUCUUGAGCUUGUUGCUCUUCAUGUAUCUUCUCGAGUGUGCCCCACAGACAGACGGCAAUGGGUCCCUUCCUGGCAUCGUAGGGGAGAGUUUCGGUAAAGAGCACUACCAGGCCCUUCUUCAGGAGCAAGAGGAGCAUUACCAAACCAGGGCGAUGAGCCUCAAGCGCCAGAUCGCCCAGUUGAAGCAGGAGCUUCAGGAAAUGAGUGAGAAGUUGAAAUCACUACAGGAGAAGAAGAGCCCUAAAGUCAGCAGCAUGGGCUACCCGGCCACCAAAGAGCAGGCGCCCAACGAUCUCCUGGAAUAUUUGCAUUCUCAAAUAGAUAAGGCGGAAGUGAGCGUGGGGGCCAAACUGCCCAGCGAGUACGGAGUCAUCCCCUUUGAGAGCUUUACCUCUAUGAAGGUGUUCCAGCUGGAGAUGGGGCUGACGCGGCACCCGGAGGAGAAGCCCGUCAGGAAAGAUAAGCGGGACGAGCUGGUGGAAGUCAUUGAGGCGGGCCUCGAGGUGAUCAAUAAUCCAGACGAAGAAGACGGGCAAGAGGACGAUGACGGGAUAGGGGAGAGACAGCUUUACAGCGAAAACGAUUUCGUGGAAGGUUAUUACCGCACUGAGAGAGACAAAGGGACACAGUAUGAGUUGUUCUACAAGAAGGCAGAGGAUAUGGAGUACAGGCAUGUCACUCUCUUCCGGCCCUUUGGGCCCCUAAUGAAGGUCAAGAGCGAAACUGUGGACAUCUCCAGGUCCAUGAUCAACAUUAUUGUCCCCCUUGCUGGAAGGACAGAGGUUUUUGCCCAGUUCAUGCAAAACUUCAGGGAAGUGUGCAUUAAUCAGGACAAGCGGAUUCACCUCACUGUAGUAUAUUUUGGCCAAGAAGGGCUUUCUGAAGUCAAGAGCAUCUUAGAGUCGGUCGCUAGAGAGACUAACUUCCACAAUUACACACUUGUGUCCUUGAACGAAGAGUUCAAUCGUGGCCGAGGGCUAGAUGUGGGUGCCAGAGCCUGGGAGAAAGGCGAGGUCUUGAUGUUCUUCUGCGAUGUCGAUAUUUAUUUCACGGCCGAGUUCUUAAACAGCUGUCGCCUGAACGCCGAGCCAGGGAAGAAAGUUUUCUAUCCUGUCGUGUUCAGCCUUUAUAAUCCUGCCAUUGUGUAUGCUAAUCAAGAUGUGCCACCCCCUGUGGAGCAGCAGUUGGUGCACAAAAAGGACUCUGGCUUUUGGCGGGAUUUCGGCUUUGGGAUGACGUGUCAAUAUCGAACAGACUUCUUGACUGUUGGAGGAUUUGACCUGGAAGUCAAAGGCUGGGGUGGAGAGGACGUCCACCUCUACCGGAAGUACUUGCACAGUGACCUAGUGGUGGUCAGGACCCCGGUGCCGGGCCUCUUCCACCUCUGGCACGAGAAGCACUGUGCCGACGAAUUGACUCCGGAGCAAUAUCGCAUGUGCAUUCAGUCUAAAGCCAUGAACGAGGCGUCUCACUCCCACCUCGGGAUGCUGGUCUUCAGGGAAGAGAUCGAGGCCCAUCUGCGCAAGCAGGCCUACCGGACUAGCAGCGAAGCAGUAGGUUGAAGCAGUCUGCGGCGCAAUACGAAGAACUCUACUGUGCUACGGACCAGCAUCGUUCUCAAAGCCUUAAUUAACUCAGUUUGGUUUUUUUAAAACAAAUGCAGUGCCUCUCUCCCUCGUGAAGUUGAGUUCAAGAUCUUGUAUGGCCUGUUUAAGUACAUUUCACACUAGAUCGGGCACUUGAGUGAAAGGAAGCAUUUCUACUGGUGCACUUGGGGAUAUACAAGAGCAGAAUGUAUUCACUCUCCCGCCUCUGUUGUUUUUUCUCCCCUCAAAUGUUUUUCACUUUUCAGAUUUGCAUUACCUGACAGUGAGAAUCCGCAAGCAAACAAAACCCGUCUUCUCCACUGCCUACAGUUUCUCUGUACUGCUCAUUUCUUUGUAGGUUUUUUUUAAAAAAGAAAGGGACCGUAUACGUAUAAACUCCACGGAGAAAGAAUAAAACAGGCGAAAAAGCCGGUGAAGACGCGUAAACAGAAACACGGUGGUAUGUUGUGCAAUUAGACUCGCUGAACUCGCCUUAUUAACUGUCAGGUACAUCAAUUGAAAAUAAAUUUCAGUUUUUUUAAAAAAAGAGGCUACAGAACAGUUAACAAGAAUGUGGUCAUGCCGUUCUUUAUCGGACUGUAAAUGAAUUGAGCUCGUAUGCUAUUUGCUUAAUCCUAGCUGCUAGCCAAAUACCUUUUUUUUUUUUGCAUGUUUCAGGAUGUACAGAACGAGAGAGACUGUCUUGGACACAAAAGUUUUCACUUCACUGCCUCGUUGUGACACUUCCGAUAACCUUUGUUCCUCAAAUGAAGGUUGGAGCUUGUCUCCAAGGUAAAAGGGAUCUGGAGAGAUGACGUUUAAAGAUUAGAUCGGUAUCCACUUUUUGACUCUGUCUGCCUGGGUCUAGUUUUCUUGUCAUUUUGCUUCCAGCAGAGGGCACAGGAUUGCCUCUUGCGCAAGCCCCGUUGAAACGAAGGGUAGUUUCCCGGAAGCAUAGCUGUUCUGCAGUCAUCCCUGUCUGUUUUGUACGGGGCUUGCAAAGGAAUCGUUGGAACCGUUGUGCCCGUUUUUGUUCACCGGCAACAAAAAGAUAACAGCUCUGAGUUCUGAACAACUGUUUACUGUUUGCAAAGAGUUCUGGGUGUCGUUCCCUUUUUAACAUAUAGUUCUGCCUUUAUGUAACAUUAUGGAGAACAGUGUAAUGUGUCUGAAACACGGGGAGAAUGGAAUGCAAGUCGGCUUGCCCUGUUCUCUUUAUUAAAUAAAUUGAA